AUGGCUAACACUGGCAUACUUACUUUGACAAAACUGAUAAAAGCCUUUGACACGUUUGUAAAAAGCCUUUAUGCAAUUAUUAACAAUAGUUCAGAUAAAAAUAAAAUAAGAAAAGCUACCAAUCUUUUGGCUAAUACCAAGAAUCUACGUAAAAAAAAUAGAGAUAUUGAUAAUUUAUGGCUUGAAAGAGAAUAUGAAAUACAUGGUCUUCAGCUUCAAAAUAAAAGAGCAGUUUUGGAAGUUCUUCAGGUGAAUGGUAUCAUAGAUACAGUUAAACAAAACCAACAAUUUGCAAACAUAUUGAACAAAGGUGCAAUUACAAAUCUAGAAUCAUGUGAACUGGUUGACAAAAAUGUAUCAAUGAGCAAAAAAAAACUUGAUAAAGAAGACCAAUCACUUGAAGGUUAUGAUUUUAUUUUCAAUAUGGAGAAUGAAGAUUUGUUGACUGAAUGCAUAGAUGAAAUAAAUCUCCAAGAGGAAUCCAUUUUACCAAGUUUAUAG
Molecule: messenger RNA, 501 nt
Organism: Entrophospora sp. SA101
Lineage: Eukaryota; Fungi; Glomeromycota; Glomeromycetes; Entrophosporales; Entrophosporaceae
Source: the annotation of a GenBank genome assembly